UUUAAAGAAAAGCUUAGUUUUUUGCCAAAGAACUGCCUGCCUAUCGUAAAACUAAUUGAAGACUGACCUUAACCACUGCCAAGGACCACGCUUUUGUUGGUUAAUAUUCAACUGCAAAAGCGCUUGGCGUGCCUCAGGAGCAAUUUGGAAAUGAGACUCCACUAGCAGCCCAGACACACGGACAUGGGUUCGGGUACAAGCCGAGGAAAAAGAGUCGCACCUGCUUGUGUCAGCGAGGUAAACGUGACCAAAACGGGGGCCGAUGUCGCUUCACCUCAAAAGGACAGCCGUCCGUUCAAGCCUCUUAAAAUUCACUCAGUUUUGCGCAAUGUGCGUAACCGUGCGCAACCUGACUGCCACAGCGAAGGGCAGGAGUCGGACUUUUCUGGGAACGAGGAGGAUAUUGAUGGAGAACUGGACACAGUUAUGGCAGAUUACACAGAAAGAGAGAGCGCUUCGGUAAAGAAGACCCCUCCGAAGAAGACGUUCAUCAGAUCCAAAACAUACGGACUGUGUCAUUUCAGCCAGGAGGACGCUGAAGACGACUUCAGCUCUGCUUCGAGGCUCCGAGCGUCAGGAAGAGACCAAGAGCCACGUGUCACACACAGUGUGUCAAGAGAUGUAAACAAGAAGGGCAACUCUGCCUUCGCGCACGUUAAAAAGCACACAUCUGGGUGCCCCACCGAGCACAAUUCCUCCUCACAGGGGUGUUUGACAACAGAGGCUUUGUCGGAAGACGUUCCCACAUCAGAACAACAACCGACGUUUGAUAGCUGCCAUGGCUCUUCUCUCACCACGCCAGUCAUCCUGUACGAUGGAUCAGAAGAGGAGCUGAUGGAUACCAUUGAAAGAGAGUUUAGUUGACCCUCCGAGCUAAGAAAGCUCUUCUUUUAGCAAGCUCCCAUGACAGGAAACCGUUUGUAUUCAAAGAAAGGGAACCAGGGUUUAUUCUGACAAAUUUCCUGCUAGCAGGAAAGGCUGCACAAUCUGUAUUUAUGCAGGGUUGCCAGGAAAGAAAAUAAUGAACACAGUCUGUGUUGAACUUAAAACAGCAUCACUCCCAGUCUGUGCAUUUAGCCAAGUCUUAUUUAACAAGAUGCAGCAGUAAUUGCAGAGUUAAAACACCAGCUUGAAUAUGUGCCAGGAAGCUCUCCUCACACUCACAAGGGUUGGGUUUCUGAAGCAGGUAGGGUGUUACUGUCCAGCUCGACUCCUACUGAGCACUCAUUUGUUACCUAUUACUAACAUGGUUUAACAUGUCUGUUUAAUGAGACAACACAGACCCUUUCUGCCAGUUCUGUAAAUGUCAGCAGGAGAGGUACAUGCUUGUGAUCUUUUAACAGUAAAGAUGAACAUGUUUCCACCAGCAGUUUUGUGUGAGCAUAAAGUGUUCAGGGCUUUAGUUUCUCAUGUAGCAAACCCUGCCAAGGUAUGAGCAGAGAAUGUUUACCUAACAUUUCCUUCCUGACCACAGCUCCUGCACUUUCUCCACCCUGCGAGAAUGUGGCAACAGAGAGACUUUUAGUUGGGCAAAGUCUCUGUUUCUGCUGACACAAUUCAGCCAUUGAAACACUUCAAAAUAAAAGCCUGCUGCCACUUAGUGGCAGAAUGCAGUUGUGUGCAUGAAUACAAACGUUAAAUUUUAUCAAACUUUUUAGAGAAAAUUUCCAAUAUGAAAAUUUGGAAGCAGAGUUUUACAUUUUUUGUGUGUUUGAAAUAAAAAACCA
Messenger RNA from Pelmatolapia mariae (spotted tilapia), 1727 nucleotides. RefSeq lists its product as uncharacterized. Bases 184 to 864 code for a protein of 226 amino acids. The transcript has 3 exons. Lineage: Eukaryota; Metazoa; Chordata; Actinopteri; Cichliformes; Cichlidae. The record is from RefSeq and is a predicted model, not a curated record.